GUAUCAUAUCGUGUACUCAAAUAUAUUCUCCAUUCUAUCUUUUAUAUAAGCCAUGACAAAAAUACAAAUUCUAGAUGGCGGCCUCGGCACCUCCCUUGAGCAAAACCACAACGUCACCUUUGGGUCCGACACCCCUCUCUGGUCCUCUCAUCUCCUCAUCUCAGAUCCGUCGACUCUACUGAGCUGCCAAAAGGAUUUCGGAGAUGUGCCGGUAGAUGUCAUCCUCACAGCAACAUAUCAGGUCUCACUUCAUGGCUUUGCAAACACCAAAACUUCCGAUUUUCCUAAUGGCAUUAAUGCCUCGCAAGUGCCUCAAUUCCUCGAGACUGCUGUGCAAAUUGCAGAGAAUGCGAAACAUCCUGAAAGUGCCAUCGCUCUGAGCAUUGGACCGUAUGGCGCAUGUAUGGUUCCCAGCCAGGAGUAUAGUGGCAAAUACGAUGCUGCUUACGACUCCGGAGACGCUCUUCUAGCAUGGCACCAAGAGCGAUUAGAGCUAUUCGCCCGCACAAAAGACAUCAAACAGCGUGCCCAGUAUAUCGCUCUCGAGACAGUUCCUCGCCUCGACGAGAUCAUUUCCAUGCGCCGCGCUUUGAGUGCCGUCCCUGGUCUCUUCCCCGGCCUACCCUUCUGGAUCUCAUGCCUAUUUCCCAAUGAAGAUGAAAACAUACCAGACGGAAGCUCCCCCGAGGAUGCCAUUCGAGCAAUGCUUGACCCUUCCCUCGCAGCAGCGGUACCAUGGGGCGUGGGAAUCAACUGCACAAAAGUAUGGAAGCUCGAUUCUCUGCUACGCCGCUAUGAAGCUGCCAUUAGCAAUCUGCUCCAGGAAGGCAUUAUAGCGGGCUGGCCCGCACUGGUUCUCUACCCGGAUGGAACAAAUGGUGAGGUGUAUAACACAACAACCAAGCAGUGGGAAUUACCAGAAGGCGCCGAGCGAGAAGAUAGAAUCCCGUGGGAGAAGCAGCUUACAGAGGCUGUACGGGCAACGAAAGCGAGAGGGAAAUGGCCUCAGAUCGUCGUAGGGGGGUGCUGCAGGGCUAGUCCAAGUGAUAUUAAGAAGCUUCAUAGCUGCAUAACCGUUUGAUGGUAAAUAAUAGUACUUAAUAAACAUAAUCUAUAACCGCUUGAAUGAUAUCAUUUAGCUGUCAUAUUAUCGCAUAUGCCCGUCUCAGAAUCCCAGACUAGAGAUAUCAACGCUCAAUGGUUUUCCAGACAGCAUUUCAGCAACUACCUUUCCAGUCCCCAAGCUCAGGCUAAUACCCCACGGUCCAUGUCCCG
Trichoderma asperellum CBS 433.97 is the source of this 1275-nucleotide messenger RNA. RefSeq lists its product as uncharacterized. NCBI's taxonomy places the organism in Eukaryota, Fungi, Ascomycota, Sordariomycetes, Hypocreales, Hypocreaceae. Gene Ontology annotation, molecular function: S-adenosylmethionine-homocysteine S-methyltransferase activity. Gene Ontology annotation, biological process: S-methylmethionine cycle. The record is from RefSeq and is a predicted model, not a curated record.